AUGAGUAAUGUUAAACCAAUAACACCACUUACACAAAUUAAAGCUAAUGGUAAUAACACUGUAGCCAUAGGUUUUGUUAGUGGAAGUUUAGCUUCAAUUUGUGCUACAACUGUUACAAAUCCUAUUGAAUUAGUUAAAACUAGAUUGCAGUUACAGGGCGAAUUACAAUUAUCAGCAAGAAUUUAUAGUGGUGUAGUGGAUGCAUUCAAAAAAAUAUAUAGAACCGAAGGUUUGAGAGGAUUACAAGGCGGCUUGUUUCCUGCUUAUUUAUCACAAGCAACAAUGCAAGGUAUUAGAUUGGGUAGUUUUGAUGUAAUAUCUAAUGCAUUAGGGGCAAAUCCAGGUCAAGACUAUUUUUUUAUUAAAAAUUUAAUCAGUGGCGCAACAGCAGGUGCAAUAGGUGCCGCAAUGGGGUCUCCAUUCGAUUUGGUUAAAGUGAGAAUGCAAGCUGCUAAAAUGUAUGCAAACGAUCCUCAAUUUACAAAUUAUACAUCAUCAUAUUCAGCAUUCAAACAAAUUCUUUCAAAAGAGGGUGUCAGAGGUUUAACUAGAGGUAUGGCCACAUCAUCUCAAAGAACUGCUGUUGGCUCAGCAAUUCAAUUAUCAACUUAUGGUUCCUGUAAAAACCUUGUGCUUAACUUCGUAGAGGAAGGUAUUUACUCUCAUUUACUUUCAAGUUUGGUUGCAGGUUUCUUUGUUACUGUUGGUAUGAAUCCUUUUGAUGUAGCCAGAACCAGAUUAUAUUAUCAAGGUAAAGGUAACACCCAUGGUGAAAUCUAUAAAGGUUUAAUGGAUUGUAUUGUUAAAACUACCAAGAAAGAGGGAUUUAUGGCAUUAUAUAAAGGUUUUUGGGCUCAUUAUAUUAGAUUAGGACCACACACAGUUUUGACUCUUGUAUUUUGGGAACAAUUUAAAAUCUUACUUUCAAAAUAA
This is a messenger RNA of Dictyostelium purpureum, 933 nucleotides long. RefSeq lists its product as uncharacterized. The coding region runs from base 1 to 933 and encodes 310 amino acids. The transcript is spliced from 3 exons. The record is from RefSeq and is a predicted model, not a curated record. Lineage: Eukaryota; Evosea; Eumycetozoa; Dictyosteliales; Dictyosteliaceae.